Messenger RNA from Cavia porcellus (domestic guinea pig), 1834 nucleotides. It is a transcript of the gene Znf475, whose product is annotated as zinc finger protein 475. NCBI's taxonomy places the organism in Eukaryota, Metazoa, Chordata, Mammalia, Rodentia, Caviidae. Bases 440 to 1813 code for a protein of 457 amino acids. The transcript has 5 exons. The record is from RefSeq and is a predicted model, not a curated record.
UCAUACAUACUAACACAGACUCCCACAAGAGGGCAUGUAAGUUUUUGAGCUCCCAACUAUUCUGCUCCUGUUUCUACCAGCCUUCUCCCUGAAUAGUCAAAAGGGCUUGGCAUGCCAUAGCCAAAGCGGAACAGAGAGGGGACGCACAAAUGCUACAAGACCAUAAAGAAUGUAUUUUAUGGGCCAUCUUUGGCCUAUGGGCCAAUAACUUGGAUAGAGUUAUCCUGAAUACGAAAAAAUGUGAUCUUGGAGACAACUGAGGUUCAGUGAGCGCUUGCCGAUCUUUCGGGCUGCUGCCUUGCAGUGAAGCCUUAAGUCACAGUUCUGGGACUAAGGUCCUGGCAGACCAUGGAACCUCACUACCCUUCACUCUAAUCAGGAUCCCAGAAUAAGUCUGGUCUGAAAUUAGACCAGGCACGAGAGAAAACCUUCUGUGUUAAUGGAAAGAGGAAAGGAGAAAAGGAUUUCCAACAAACUGCAACCAAUGUUCUACCACUCUAAAGAGUCUACCUUCCUGAUCAACCAAGCUGUGCUGUCCAGUGACUCCCACUGUAACCUUUUGCCAAAAGUAGAGUGUAUCAGCCCUGGUGAAAAAAUCCAGACAAGGGCUCAGCCAAAUAGACCUGGAACAGUGAUACUUUCAAAACAGUCAAGGAAAACCAUGUCCGAAGGCCAGCCUCGCCCCCCUGUAAUACUGUCCCGCAGGCCUGCAUUCCAUGUGUGCUACAUCUGUGGACGAGAAUUUGGGUCACAGUCACUUGCCAUUCAUGAGCCCCAGUGCUUGGAGAAGUGGCAUAUUGAAAACAGCAAGUUACCCAAGCACCUCAGGAGGCCAGAACCCUCCAGACCACAGCCUGGUGGUGGCAGUGGGGCCUAUGGACUUCAGGCAACAAAUGAGGCAGCAUUUCAGAGCGCCCAGGCUCCGCUGGUGUCCUGUGAGUCCUGUGGCCGCACAUUCUUGCCAGAUCAUCUCCUUGUUCACCAGAGAAACUGCAGGGCAAAGGGUGAGGAUCCCAGAACAGAAAACCUCAACAGUUCUGACGAUCUUUCUGGCUUCAGGAAAACUUCAAGUGGUGUCCCAGCCAGACCAAGGACUGUCAUCUGCUACAUUUGUGGGAGGGAAUUUGGCACCCUGUCCCUUCCUAGUCACGAGCCCAAAUGCCUGGAAAAGUGGAAAAUGGAAAAUGACAGGCUCCCUAGGGAGCACCGCCAGCCACUCCCACAGAAGCCUGAGACCCUUGCAACUGAGCAGUCUAGCCAGGAGGGCUCGAGUCAAGCCCAGCAUGUGCCCUGCACAAACCAUAGCCAGACCUUUGCCCCCAAUAGCCUUGAUGGCCUUCUGGAACACCAGAGGAGUUGUAAAGCUCAACCUACUGUACCAAAAGUUCAGAAUUUGACCUUGAGAAGCAAAGGAGACCUAAGUGCUCCCACCAAUUCCAGGGAGCAGAAGAACACGGCAGCACCCAGUGUCCCUGAUAAGUCAACAAUGAUAAGGCAUCCACCAACAGUUGUUUGCUACAUCUGUGGUCGUGAAUAUGGAACAAAAUCCAUUAGCAUCCAUGAGCCACAAUGCCUAAAAAAGUGGCAUAAUGAGAACAACUUGUUGCCUAAAGAGCUAAGGAGACCAGAACCUAAAAAAGCAGAAGUCAGGACCAUUACUGCCAAAGGGUUCUACGAUCUCAAUGCCUUAAAUGAAGCUGCUUGGACAAGUGCCCAGAGCCAGUUGGUUCCCUGCAAUAUUUGUGGGCGUACCUUCCUGCCAGACAGGCUGAUUGUUCACCAGCGAUCUUGUAAACCAAAAGCUGCCAAGUAAAGCCCUUUUCUCUCCUUUGAA